Molecule: messenger RNA, 2481 nt
Organism: Rhagoletis zephyria (snowberry fruit fly)
Lineage: Eukaryota; Metazoa; Arthropoda; Insecta; Diptera; Tephritidae
Source: RefSeq, a predicted model, not a curated record
AUGACUGCUUCGUCUACAUCGAGCGCCAGCACACCUCCAUCAUCGCUUGUCAUGAACGGCAACGGUCAACCUGUGAUCAUGAACGGUGGAUCAGCCUCAUCAGCUUCAGCCAACACCGCCGUCGCCAAUGGCUCGCUCGCCAACGGCCGCCUCUCAAAUGGCGUGGAGAAGGGAAACAGUGGCAGCCAUACGGGCUCAUCUUCCGCUUCAUCAGCCACCUCCUCCUCCUCCUCCACCAAUCAGAAGCUGAAAAAGCGCCCCUCAGAUCUGUUCACGCUGGUCAUCAAGAUCAUCUUCAUUCAGCUCAUCCUCAAGCCCAUCGUCCAGCUGUACACCUACCUGACGCUGCCCUUCUACUGGCUGGCUCAGACGCCCAGCGAGACGCUGCAGAAGGCCAACUUCAUUCGCGCCACGCCGCUCGUCAAGGACGACCCCAGCUCGCCCUGGGUCAGCACCUUUCCCAGCGACUACAAGUACGUCCUCGAUGAGGUGAACACCAUCGACGAGAUGAUGGACAAGGUGCACAACUACUUCAACCUGGACCGAAAGGCGCUCGGCUACCGACGGGUGCUGCGCGAGCACGUCGUCACCGGACCGGACGGCGUUACGCCCCUCCGCAUCGACGGCCGCCCGGUGAAGAAGCGCGAACUGUCGGACUACAACUGGAUCAGCUACGAGGAGAUGAUCAAGCGGAAGAACCACAUGGCCAGCGGAUUUCACCUGAACGGAGUGAACCAGCGCGACCGCGUGGUCAUCCUCUGCGAGACCUGCGCCGAGUACCUCAUGGUGGAGCUGGCCAUCGCCCGGGCCGGAGCCGUCCAGGUGAACGUCUUCUCGACGCUGGGCGACUCGGGCAUUGCCCAUGCCGUCCAGGAGACGCAGUCCAAGUUCAUCUUCACCUCCUUUGAGCUGCUGGCGAAGACCCGGUCGAUCAUCCAGGAGUACAACCUCAACAUUGAGAAGGUCUUCUACACGCCGCGCCGCGUCGAGGAGGUCAACGACGAGGAGCAGAAGGAGUGCGACAAGCUGGUGAGCAGCCUGGGCGAGACGCAGUUCAUCUCGCUGAUUGACGUGGAGCAGGACGGCGAGGAGCGCGGCCACGAGGUCGAGGACCGCUGUAAGCCCAUCCACAAGGAUGAGAUUGCCUUUAUCAUGUACACCAGCGGCACCACCGGCGUUCCGAAAGGAGUUCAGGCGACCUCGUACCAGUUCGUGCAACUGCUGCACGCCAUACUGCCCGUGCUGGCGCACAUUAUGGGCGUCUCUGAUCAGCACAUGUACGUCGCCUACCUCCCGCAGGCGCACAUCUUUGAGGCGACCUGUGAGCUGCUGGCGCUCGCCCUCGGUGCCCCGCUCGGCUUUGCCACGCCCUUCACGCUGACCGACUCUGCGCCCGGCCUGGCCAAGGGCACCCCCUCGGACUUUCGCCUCCUCCAGCCGACCAUUAUGAUUGCCGUGCCGCUGGUGCUGGAGCGCAUGCGAAAGGAGAUCUUCAUGAAGCUCGAGUCGCGCUCUCCGAUCAGUGCUCCGCUCUUCAACUACCUGAUGGACUACAAGAUCAAGUGGACGCAAAGAGGCUUCAAGACACCCAUUGUGAACGCCCUGCUGUGCAAGAAGAUUCGCGAGCAGUUUGGCGGCCGCCUGGAGAAGGUCAUUCUCGGCGGCGCCCCCCUCUCUGCCAGUCUACAGGCGCUGAUCAAGGCCGCUCUGGACACGACGCUGGUGCAGGGCUACGGCAUGACGGAGACCCUGGGUGCCUGUCUCUGCAUGGACGACUAUGAUCUCUCCUAUGGCCGCUGUGGACGACCGCUGCGCGGCGUCUACGCCAAGCUGGACGACUGGGCGGAGGGCGGCUACCGGGUGAGCGACCAGCCGCGCCCCCGCGGCGAGCUGAUCAUCGGCAGCAAGGCCAACUCGCUGAACUACCUGGACAAGCCGGAGAUGAACGCCGAGCUGUACGAGUACGACAAGGACCUGGACAUUCGCUGGUUCAGAACGGGUGAUAUUGCCGAGGUGUACGAGGAUGGAACGUUCAAAAUUAUCGAUCGAAAGAAGGACCUGGUCAAGCUGGCAAACGGUGAAUACUUUUCGCUUGGAAAGAUUGAAUCGAUACUCAAAAACUGCAGCUACGUGGACAAUAUCUGCGUCUUUGGCAAUGCGCUCGCCAAUUACCUCGUUGCCUUAGUAGUGCCCAAUCCGAACCGCUUCGGCAAGCUGGCGAAGACGUACCGCGUGCCGCGAGCCGACGCCACCACCGACCCCCGUCUGGUGGAGCUGGUGCUGAAGUCGCUGCGCGAGACUGGUCUCAAGAAUAAUCUCAAGAAGGCGGAGAUUCCCACCAAGAUUCGCCUGGUCACCGACGAGUGGAGCCCCGACAACUACCUCACCGCCGCCAUGAAGCUCAAGAGGAGUCUGAUCAAGGCGCGCUACGAGUACGAGGUCCAGGAGCUCUUCACCGAUCCGCUGGCCAAUGCCGAAUAG